Messenger RNA from Didymodactylos carnosus, 2016 nucleotides. Lineage: Eukaryota; Metazoa; Rotifera; Eurotatoria; Philodinida; Philodinidae. The record is from the annotation of a GenBank genome assembly.
AUGUCAAAUGAGAAUGGAAAUUCUGAAAGUCGGAUACCAUUUGUAAAUACACACGCAUCAGUACCAUCAUCGUCAAGUAACAGAUAUACUGAAAAUAGACGGAUUGUUUCAUUAUCAAGUUUUAUUGAACAUCAUGGCAUUAAUCGUGAUAAAAACGAAUUAACAACGCUUAAGAAAUUGAAAAAAUCAAUUCGACACCAUUGUGAUUUUACAUUUAUCGGAAUAUUAAAUUCCAUUUUGAAUCGUAUACCAUUUAUCCGAUGUUUAAUAGAAUACGAUUUGAGAAAAAAUAUUUUUGGAGAUUUAGUAUCAGGUUUUACUGUCGGAGUGAUGCACAUACCACAAGGUAUGGCUUAUGGAAUAUUAACGUCAUUACCAUCAGUGUUUGGUCUAUACGUUUCAUUUUUUCCAGUAAUAAUGUAUAUGAUAUUUGGCACGUGUCGCCAUUUGAGCAUCGGCACAUUUGCUGUUAUUAGUUUGAUGGUCGCAGCAUCCAUUGACACUGCGCUAAUUAAAAUGAAUUUUAGUAGUACUACACCGAAUACUUCGUUUACAAAUUAUACAUCAGAAUUAAAUAGUACAUCGUCUAUUAUUGUCGAUGAUGAUUAUCCACUUUUAUCCCAAAAAAUUGAAAUUGCUGCUGCUUUAGCAUUAAUCGUUGGGUUUGUUCAAUUAGGUUUCACGACUGUUUAUCUUACCGAACCAUUUAUUAGCGGUUUUACAACAGGUGCCGCCGUACACGUAUUCUCCAGUCAAUUGCCGGCUCUGUUCGGUCUUAAAAGUCCAAAAGUUCAAGGAGCAUGGAAAAUUCCAAAAUUUUAUAUAAAAAUUUUCAAAACAUUACCAAAUGUAAAUUUUAUGAGUAUAACGAUAGCUUUCACAUCAAUUAUUUUAUUAUAUACGGCAAAACAAUUGAAUGAAAAAUAUAAAAAGAAAAUUCGUGUUAUUGUCCCGUGCGAAUUGCUGUUGAUUAUUAUUGUGAGUACGGCUGUUUCAAUAUCCAUGGCAAAAGUGUUUAGUCGAAAACAUAAUUAUAAAGUUAGUUCAAAUCAAGAGCUCCUUGCCUAUGGUAUUGCAAAUGUAUUUAGCUCAUUUUUUAAAUGUUAUCCAUGUUCGGGAUCUCUAAGCCGAUCGGUUGUUCAAGAAGGAAGUGGAGGAAAAAGUCAGUUGGUUGGCGGUAUUUCAUGUAUUCUACUCGGCAUUGUUAUUGUGGCAUUAACACCAUUAUUUCAUGAUUUACCACUUGCUUGUUUAGCAGCAAUCAUUGUUGUCAAUUUAAAAGGUCUUUUAUUUCAAGUAAAAGACUUUUGUUAUUAUUAUCGUAUUAGCAAAUUGGAAUGUAUUUUGUGGACUAUUACAUUCGUCACCGUUAUUCUCUUUGAUGUUGAUAUUGGUCUAUAUGCUGGUGUUAGUACAUCGUUUAUUCUCAAUACCAUUCGUACACAAAAACCACGAUUUGUUACAUUAGGUAUUCUUGAUGAUGUACCAGUGUAUAAAGAUGCCGAUUUAUUUCCUACUGCUGUUCAAUAUCCUGGAAUUAAAAUUCUUCGAUUUGAUGAAAGUCUCUAUGCUUGUAAUGCACCAUUUUUUAAACGAAAAUUUUAUACUCUACUCAAUAUAGACACAAAACAAAAAAAUCUAUUUGAGUGUCAUCAUUGUACUUCAUCUAAUGAAGAUAGAGAAGCAGCAGAAGAAAAAAAAGUCAAAUAUAAAUUUGUUAUUCUCGAUUGUUCACCAUUUAAUUUUAUUGAUACGACAGGAGUUAAGUUACUCAUACAAUUAUAUAAUGAUCUCAAAAAACGUAAUAUUAAUUUAUAUUUAUGUGAAUGUCGAUCUGAAAUUCGUCGUACAUUAGAAUUAAUGAAGUUCUCAGAGAAAACAGAUCCUGAUAUUAUGUUUGUGACAACUAAUGAUGCUGUUCAUGUUGCUAAUGCAGCUAUGAAAAAUAGUGGUGCUACAGUAAUUUCACAUGUUAAAAAGACGAGGAUAUUACCGGCGUUAUUAGCCGGCGGCUAA